Molecule: messenger RNA, 3260 nt
Organism: Pelmatolapia mariae (spotted tilapia)
Lineage: Eukaryota; Metazoa; Chordata; Actinopteri; Cichliformes; Cichlidae
Gene: zbtb49
Product: zinc finger and BTB domain containing 49
Exons: 7
Coding region: 383-2746 (787 amino acids)
Biological process (GO): regulation of transcription by RNA polymerase II
Cellular component (GO): nucleus
Molecular function (GO): protein binding; DNA-binding transcription factor activity, RNA polymerase II-specific
Source: RefSeq, a predicted model, not a curated record
ACCCCCAUCUUUAUGGGCUAAGACAAUAUACAAGUCACAGUACCGAGGAGCAGUUCUAGGUUGCAAAUGUAAUGCAUUCGGGAUUUUGUGCUCAAUCGAUUUACACCGCUUAAUAACAUGGGUGGCUAGCGUAGCUUUGUAGCUAAGCUUAGCGGUUUGUGUCCAAUUUUUGCAUGGGUGGUCUUGCUGCAGAGGGACACUGGAUUCUGCGCGGCUGUUGAAUCCCAUAUGUUCGAAACUGCUCUUAGCGCUUCCUGGCUCGCUGGCAGGAGAAAUGACAACUCUGGUUAAUCACUCGUUGUUUUUGUUUUUUUAAAACUUGUGUCACCUUAGCUCGCUUUUUGAUGAAGACUUGAGUGAGCGGUGGAGCCGCUGAGUAACCAUGGACAGUUUGUCCAGCCACAGCUCCUACCUCCUCCAGCAGCUUCAGGAGCAGAGGAUUCAGGGUCUGCUCUGUGACUGCAUGCUGGUGGUCAAAGGCGUUUGCUUCAAAGCCCACAAAAACGUCCUGGCCGCCUUCAGCUCCUAUUUCAGGUCCUUAUUCCAAAAUUCCCCCAGUCAGAAGAAUGACGUGUUCAACCUAGUUAUCCAGGAUGUCAGUGGCAUUGGCCAGAUAUUGGACUACAUGUAUACCUCCCAUCUUGAUAUUAACCAAGAUAAUGUGCAAGCACUCCUAGAUAUUGCGCAGUGUUUGCAGGUUCCGAAUGUGCAGAGCAUGUGCAAUGCUUUCCUCAAGCCCUGUCCUCCACCAGUGGAAAUGCCUUCGUUUUCGCUCUCAGGCAUGUUGGGUUCAGAGCAUGACUGCCUGCUUGGAAGCAAUCUUCCUAACGAUGUUGACCUGCCCUGUCCCUCUGAAUCCCAGAGGCCUGGCUUCAGCAGUGACAUGGACCACACCAGAAGGUUGCCAAUUUCUGUGCCUAACAGCAGCUCACACUGUGAAAUGGGUAGCAGCUCUCAGGCACCAGUAGAAAAGCAGCUAGUUCAUGGGUACAAGCUCCGCAACUUCUACAGUAAGCAGUACUUUAAACAAAGUGCAAUACAGAGCAAUAGUGCAAAUUCAAACCAGGGACCUUCAGUGGUGGAAGAGCAGCAGUGUCAACUUGCGAUAAGCCAGCCAGGCAACAGCACCCCUGUGAACUCAGGAAACACAGUUCAGCCUAAUCAGUCUUCCAUAUCAGUGAGUGUGGACAGGAACCCUGACUCUUCUCUCACACCCUCAGAUAAUCUAAACACUCCUAACCCAGACUCCUCAAUGAACAAGCCAGUGCGCCCAAAGAAGGCCGUCUACCUGAAGAAAUAUAACUAUCUUCGGUCUCAGAAGGCUUUGGAGGAGAUGUGCACUGAAUCAGUUAUUGAACCUGUCCUUAGCUGUUCAAAGGAGAGCCUUCAAGGAGAGACAGUGGUCCAAGUUCAAGCACCAGAAGCUCCUGUAGAAGAUAGCACUGCAGCCAGAGAUGAGGUUGCAGACACAGCUGCAGAUGCACAGCUUCCCAGUCCUCCACCUGUGAAUGAAGAGGAGCAAAAUCUAAAGCCUGUGCCGGAGCCAGCUCAGCAAUCAGGACACAAGCAGUACUGCUGUGAGGUGUGUGGGAAGAUCUUCAAACACCCGAGCAACCUGGAGCUGCACAAGCGCUCGCAUACCGGCGAGAAGCCCUUUCAGUGCAACGUUUGUGGAAGAAACUUCUCACAGACGGAUUCUGUCUUACAGGCUGGAAAUUUACAGACACAUUUGCGGCGUCAUUCUGGGGAAAAACCAUACAUCUGUGAGCUGUGUGGGAAAAGCUUUACUGCAUCAGGGGAUGUCCAACGUCACAAAGUGGUGCACACAGGAGAGAAGCCACAUCUGUGUGACAUAUGUGGCCGAGGAUUUAACAACUUGAGCAAUCUAAAGGAGCACAAAAGGACUCACGCGACAGACAAGACGUUCACCUGUGACCAGUGUGGAAAGUCCUUUAACACGCACAGAAAGCUUCUGAAGCACAAGGCCCGGCAUGCUGGGGAAAAACCUCAUAGCUGCGCCACCUGUGGGAAGUGUUUCAUUGGCUCAGGAGACCUACAGCGUCACAUACGGUCACACACUGGUGAGAAACCUUACAUCUGCAAUACCUGUGGAAAGAGCUUUACCCGGUCUGCCAUGUUGAGAAGACAUAGCAACAUGCACUGCAAGGGGCCUCCAGUUGAGAGUCAGGUCACUGACAACUCUGAGCAGACACAUAGCGCAGAUGGCGGCACGUCAUUACCCAAAGCUGUCAGCCACAGUAAACCUGCUGCUGCCAGUGAGCAGCAUUUCUCUGCUAUGAUGCCCCACACAGAGUUAGAGAAAUCCUCAGCGCCGGCUCCUUCGCCACCACAAGCAACACCACAUAUAGAGACUUCACCUCCCAGCAUUCAACUGAGCCCAGGAUCUACCCCGCUUCCAGAGCUGCGCUCCCUGGUUCCCCAUCACCUCCUUUCAUCUGGCCACCAGGAAAGAACUGCAACCCUAUCUGCCACAGAUCGUACGAAGCUGGCCAAACCCCACGUAUUGCAGGAAGCGCCAUAUGGUCCGUAUGUCGAGAACGGGAACAUGCCAAUGGAUAGAGGCCCAGCGGGGAGGCCCUACCUGCCUCCUACAGACAAUUACUGCAGUUCCCUCACAGGGACAAGCAGGCCCUAUAGGUCCAGUGAAGGCCAGUUUAUCUCCAGUGUAACUCUGUGGGGCCUAGCAAUGAAAACGCUCCAGAAUGAUAAUGACAUGGAGCAGUAGCAUGUCAUGUCACACAGCAUAGCCGGAUCAGCUACCCAGUGUUUUAAGUGAAGUUUACUCAACUGAAUCAUAUUUCUACCACCUGGAUCAUGAGGGCCAUCAAAUCAGAAAGGACGGGGCCUUCUCUCUCGCUAGUCUGCUAAGUAGACUUGACCGGAGAGCAGCUAGAACAGCAGCUUGCUUGAGACAAAUGGUAAGCUGAGUGGCUGUUCAAGACCCAGUAUAAGAUAUUAUCCUGAACUCUAAAUCAUGCAAAACUGAGGUCUGCAAGGCACUGACGUCGCAGUGCAACAGGAAUUUUCAGGGCUCUGUGAUUCAGUGGAGUUUAUUGUUUGAAACUUUAUUGUUCCAAAUCUAAACAUCCCAGGAUGCAUCAUGCAUCAGCUACAGUCUUUCAUUUGGUUUGUACCGCGCUGCACUUUAAGAUGUAAAGAAAUGGGCUUGUUACUGAUUAAAUAUUAGUGCAAGAUCUCUCUGUGAUAUAUUUAUGUAAGAAUUAAAGACCUACCCUUUC